Pimephales promelas (fathead minnow) is the source of this 2495-nucleotide messenger RNA. RefSeq names its product caspase recruitment domain family, member 19 (gene card19). Gene Ontology annotation, cellular component: mitochondrion. Lineage: Eukaryota; Metazoa; Chordata; Actinopteri; Cypriniformes; Leuciscidae. The record is from RefSeq and is a predicted model, not a curated record.
AAUUUUUUCAUGGUUUCCGCCUCUCGAACGCCAUGGGCGUUUCCAAACAAAAGACAACAGAGGGCACUUCAGAAUGGGAGAGAGCUUCCAUGAACAGCUGCGAAUAGACAGCCAGUUCCUGAAAUCGGACCGACGUCUUGAUACAGAACUGGUGGAUAAACUCAUUCUGCAGCUGAACCGAAUCUACCCACAGAUCCUGACUGACAAGGAGGCCUCCAAAUUCAGGGAUUUGGAUGUUCCCACCUGUAUCAGGCUGGCAGAGCUGCUGUCUAAUCUUCAGGAGAAAGGAGAAGAGGCAUGUCGAGAGUUUUACCGCGCACUUCACCUCCACGUGGAAGACGUUUACUUCAGCUUACCAACGCGCCUCCGACUCAGAGAGUCCGGUGAUCCAGUCAGCCCAAUCCCAAUUCCCAUAGACAGACACGUAUUAAAUGACCACAGUCCGUUUUUCUUCCUCAGUUGUUUCAGUGUGGCUGUAGGAGCAGCCCUGCUGUAUUACUAUGGUGAGUCCAAGCAGGUGACAGGCUCCAGCAGCGCUCUGGGUCUGGCUGCGAUGGGUCUCAGUAGAAAAGUGCGAGACGUUCUCAUCUGGUACACAGAAGAUGGAAAAUAAUGGAUUUUUCGCUGCCUUGAUAAAAAUGUUUUCAAAAAUACUAAAAUAUCCAAGUCAAACAUAUCAAAAAAUAUUUUAAUCCAGGUUAAAAAAAAUGUACAUACUAUGUAUAUACAGAAAUUAUUGCCAUGAGGCAAAAUUCCAAAGAUUUAGCUUUAAGGUUUCGUGCCUAAAUAUGGAAUCUCUUGUUACAAUUUUAAAUAUAACAAUAUAGUGAUUUAUAUAACUACAAACAGUUAUGCAUUUGAAAUAAUAGCCAUUUACAUGCCAUAAGAAGAGCAGGAACUCAUUACUAUUAAACAAACUCUCCUACACUAAAGUAUUUAGUUGAAGUUAACAUGCUGCUAAUGAUGCAACCUUUAUUUUAUUUGUGCAUUUAUUGUUAAAAACAGACCUCAAACUCAUUUCUAUGUUAUGUAUAGUUAAUACCUUUCAAUUCUCAAAGACUGUCUAAAACUAUAUUAGUAAACACAAGGACACAUGGGGUCCAGACUUCCAAAUUCACUACACUAUUUACUAUUUAGCACAUACAAAACUGGAUAAACAUGACAAAUCAUAUAGAUCAGCAUGUCAUCAUAUUUUGACACGCAAGAAACUAAAGACUACCGGUAAAUCUGAUCCUCUGAGUAUUGGGAGCUUGUUACUUUUUUUUUGUUGGGCUAAGGUUUAAAUAGAUAUGUUUUAUUUGAGCAUGUUUAUAUAGUUUACUUUUAUACUGACCGCAUGUUUGCACUGGUUUGUGUACUAAUAAUUGAUAUCAACUUGUGGCCUUGUUUCUGCAGUGCGAUUGUACAAAAACGGUUUUUAAAAUCUUUUUUGAAACUGAUAUUUUCCGCCUUGAAACAUUCACAAAAGUUCACUGAGAUACUGUAUUUGUGUCAGGGUUUAAUAAAACUUUUAUUAGGCCAAAUGAAACAAUGCUUUGGAAGUGUUACUAAUGUAUUUGAAUCGAUUUUUACGUCUCGCUAUACCAAAACAAACACCUGUGGAUAUGGAUGAAACUGUAAGUAGCUCAAUAAUUGAUCUCUGCUCUGUAAUGAUGACUAAAUACACUUCUACACAUACACAAUCCUGUUAUCUAAAAAUGAAAAACAUCUUUGGUCUUUUAUUUAAACGAUAUCCAUAUAAAAUGUACAAAAAGUUCAAGAAAUAUAAAAACAUUGCAUUGGAUCGUGAAUAAUCACAACAAAUAUGAAAACACCAAACAACAUUACAUUUCUGAAAGAAAAGGACAUUGUAGAUCCUAGUCAGUAGAGGGCGCUCUUAUAUAGUCAAUGCAGACAGACGACAUGCAUUCGGCUAACAAAUUGAACAACAACAAAGCUAGCUAUGAUUUUUUUGGGGUGACUGAUAAAAUAAAAGGUGCUAUAUUUAAUAUCAUAUAUAUUCAAUUAUCAUUUAUAUUCAGUGUAGUGAGAAAAGAUCCUUUCUGGACAAACUGCAUUUAUAGAUUAAGAAUCAGUUUGAACGGCAAGUGCCUUGUUUUCAGACUUUUUUGACCUCUAACCUUACUUUCAUAAUCAUGCAGCAAGGCCUCUAAAGGUAAGACAAACCCAAACGUGCUGUGCGAGAGAGUUGUUGUGUUUAACCACACAUAAAUGUAUUUAUAUAUUUCCUCUCAAUAGGCCGCCAAUACAGUGAGUGGUGACUAUAUCAGGUAGACAGUGUGAAGGCUACAUGUGAGGUGAGGUGUUACUGUUCAUUUCAGGAUUUAAGGUAUCACAUGGACCAUUCUUUGGGACAAGUCAUAAAGUAAUGAUUCUAUUAGAUAUUUUCUUCCAAUUUUAUCAUUACUGUGCAUUAUGAAAUUAAACAAUUACCCAUAUAACAAUUAAUUGUAAUUGAAUCCACAAGUUAUAUGAUCUAACCUUUUAUCACCUCA